CUGGGGCGGCCGGCCGACCACGAAAACCAAGUUGACGCCAUUACUCCAGGCUUUCGCUAAAAUCUUGUUGACUAGAAGCUUGAGGGUGAUACAGUCAAUUGCGAAAGGGCUGACUCCGCUCCACUCCGGCCCACCACAUUCCGCAAUUCCUCACGACUUUGUCUUAAAGCAGGGCUGCGCGCCGUCACGACGACACUCCCAGACUUGUGAACGAGAAUGUUAAGCUCCUUAAACGGCCUUUCGGGCAUUGCGCCCGGCGCCGUUGGCGGCCGGGGCCGCCGAGACCUGCCGACCCCCGUCUCGACAGCCAGCAGCUCGCAGCAGGGCCCCUUGUCCUCGCGGCGGCUCCUGGGCGCCCCAGCCGCGCCCCAGCUCCUGACAGUCGCUCAAGCAGAGGGCAGCACGGGCUCUAGCGGCCCUUCGGACCGCUCCCCAGCGCGGGGAAGGUCGGGGGGAGGACGGGGCGGGCGCGGCGGUGGACGGGGCGGCGGACGCGGCGGCGGCGGACGCGGCCGCUCGUCUGGCGGUGGCCGUGGGAGAUCUGGCCGGGAUGGGCAGCGGUCGUCACCACGGCGGCCUGCGGAGGGCGGUGGUGGCGGUGGUCGUGGAGGCGCCAGCAAGGUGCAGGGCCCGGUGGCUGUGGGCGACGAGCUGGAGCUGGAGUGCGCGCGUCUGGCGCUCGAGGGCAAGGGCGUGUGCCUGCUGCCGCCCAGCGGCUUUGUGGUGCUGGUGGAGCGGACCCUGCCCGGCGAGAAGGUGCUGGCCAAGAUCACAUUGGCCAAGAAGGGCUACGCCGAGGCCACCAAGCUGGCGAGCCUGGCGCCGCACACGGGCGCCGUGGAGCCGCGCUGCGCCUACUUCGGCCCCUGCGGCGGCUGCACGUUGCAGAGCCUGGACUACAGCCGCCAGCUGGUGGAGAAGAGGAACCAGGUGGAGCAGACGCUGCGGCGUGUGGGCAAGUUGGGGCCGGCCCUGGACGCCAUUGCCGUGGCCCGCGGCGCCGGCGAGACCACGGGCGUGCUGCCUGCGGUGGCGGCGGCGGAGACGUACGCGUACCGGAACAAGCUGAUGUUCCACUUCAGCAGCCGCUGCUGGUUGCCGCCGUCCAAGGUGGUUGACAGGCCGGCCCUGGGGCUGCUGCGGCCUGGCAGCGCCGAUGUGGUGUUGCCGGUGACACAGCACGGGUGCCAGCUGCAGGACGAGACCGCGAACGCAGUGCUGAAGCGCGUGGAGCAGUGGGUGGCGGCGGCGGGCGUGAAGCCCUACAACGACAAGUCCGGCAAGGGCAUCCUCAAGCACGUAGUCAUCCGCCGCGGCAGCGGCAGCAGCGGCUCCUCCAAGCCCGAGUACAUGGUUGUGUUCGGCGUCACGACCACAAACGGCGACGAGGCAGCGGCGGCGCUGCAGCCGCUGGCGGAGGCCCUGGGCCGCGAGUUUCCCACUCUGGUCAGCGUGGCGGCGGCCUACGUGCCGCCGCCGCGCGCGCCGGCACGCGCGCCGCCGGCGGCGCCCGAGCCCCGGGUCCGCCGCAGCGACCGCGGCGGCCGCCGCGGCGACAAGCCUGAGCCGGAGGCCGAGGCGGAGCCGGCGGAGGCGGCGGCGGCGGCUGAGGACGACGGCACCGACGGCACCGGGGCCGACAGCGUCACCGGCUACGCCGAGGGCGACGGCGCCGCCGGCUCCGCCAAGCUGCGCCUGCUGCACGGCCGGCAGCACAUCACUGACACGCUGGGCGGCCUGACGUUCCAGAUCUCGGCGGCGUCGUUCUUCCAGACCAACACGGCGCAGGCGGCGGUGCUGUACGACGUGGUGCGCCAGGCGGCGGCGCUGCGGCCGGGGCGGCAGGACAGCCUGGUGGAUCUGUACUGCGGCACGGGCACCAUCAGCCUCAGCCUGGCGCCAGAGUGCAAGUCCGUCCUGGGCGUGGAGGCCGUGGCUGCGGCGGUGUCGGAUGCGCGCCUGAACGCGCGCCUGAACGGCGCCUCCAACGCCCUCUUUGUGGCGGCGGGCGUUGAGGACCUGGACACGCACGGCCUGAGGCAGCUGUGGCGCGAGGCCGCGACGGCGGAGACAGACGCGACAGCGGCGGAGGGCCGGGCGCCGGCCGCGGCCGCGGCGGAGGAGGCGCCGGCGGAGCCGGAUGUGGUUGUGGUGGACCCGGCGCGCGGCGGGCUGAGUGCGGAGGCGACGACGUGGCUGUCGCGCUGCGGCGCGCGGCGGAUUGUGUACGUGUCGUGCAACGUGGCGACGCAGGCACGUGACCUGGACCGGCUCUGCAACGGCGACGACGCGCCGUACCGGCUGACUGCCGUGACGCCCGUGGACAUGUUCCCACACACAGACCACGUGGAGACCGUGGCGGUGCUGGAGCGGGCAGACUAGCAGGGAGGCCGCGAGGCCGGGGCCGGGGGUGGGGCCGGAAUGGAGUGAGCAACUCCGCUUGUAGUGUGGGCUUUCGGGACAGUGACGCGACCGUAACGAAUUAGGGUUGUGGAAGAGCAUGGCGAGAGCAGCACAUUGCCAGGCUGGAGGACUGCUGCGAAGCAUCGGAUGCAGGAGCAGUGCGGGUGGGGUUGAAUGUAUGGCUGUCGGGCGUAGCCAUGGGCGCAACAGGCACGUGCCUUGGAGGGCAGCAGGGCUACUGCCGCCCAGCGCUGUUUCGCUCCUGGCGCGGGCAUGUUGCUUGCGCCCGGGGUCUCGAGCUGCCUGUAGAGCCCAGGAGGGUUUAGGGUGGGGGCUGGAUGCCGAGGUCCCAGGAGGACCAAGCAGGUCGCAGUCUCUGGCCCAGCUAUCUACGCAUGGGAGCAAAAGUAUGGCCGAGUUCUGUGCGUUUGGACCACACAGCGCGAUUUUUGCAAAUCGGUUUCUGCCAUCGGUUAUUCGGUUCCAUCUUUAGUA
This is a messenger RNA of Chlamydomonas reinhardtii, 2898 nucleotides long. RefSeq lists its product as uncharacterized. Lineage: Eukaryota; Viridiplantae; Chlorophyta; Chlorophyceae; Chlamydomonadales; Chlamydomonadaceae. The record is from RefSeq and is a predicted model, not a curated record. Gene Ontology annotation, biological process: RNA processing. The transcript has 11 exons. Bases 217 to 2382 code for a protein of 721 amino acids.